Messenger RNA from Andrographis paniculata, 1954 nucleotides. Its product is annotated as alpha carbonic anhydrase 4-like. NCBI's taxonomy places the organism in Eukaryota, Viridiplantae, Streptophyta, Magnoliopsida, Lamiales, Acanthaceae. Gene Ontology annotation, molecular function: zinc ion binding; carbonate dehydratase activity. The record is from RefSeq and is a predicted model, not a curated record. The coding region runs from base 156 to 986 and encodes 276 amino acids. The transcript has 7 exons.
CUCUCUCUCUCUAUAUAUAUAUAUAUAUGUAGACGCUUGUGCUAUGUUUCUUCCCCAUUUGGCAUUUGCCAGACCAGCGAAGAGAGCUUUUUACGGCGGACGGAGGGAAGGUUGCGCCACCGCUUCUCACAGCAGCAAUCUCUGUCUGAAUAGCCAUGUGGAGCGUCACGCGCCGUCCAGAUCUGCUAGCCACAUGCCUAUUACUGUACUUGCUUCUCCCUUUCGGCAUUCUCUUUGCCGAUGAAUCUGAAGUCGAGGAUGAGUCUGAAUUCACUUACACUCGGCACAGUGAAAAGGGGCCGGAGAAUUGGGCAAACAUCAACCCUCAUUGGAAAGCCUGUGGGAGCAGGAAACUUCAGUCCCCGAUUGAUCUUGUAAAUGAAAGAGUCGAGGUUUCUCCUAUGCUCGGGGGAUUGAAACGAACCUACAAACCGGCGCCUGCUGUAAUAAAAAACAGGGGACAUGAUAUCACGGUUACUUGGCAAGGAGAUGCCGGAGGUGUUGUAAUAAACAGGACCGAGUAUCAGUUACUGCAAUGCCAUUGGCACACGCCUUCCGAGCACACGGUGGAUGAAAAAAGAUUCAAGAUGGAGAUUCAUCUGGUUCAUAAAAACUUGGCAGGACAAAUUUCUGUAGUCGGGAUCUUGUACAAAUUGGGGCGCCCUGAUCCAUUUCUUGCAAAGAUUCUGCAGCUUCUUGAAAACAUCAAGACUUGUGGUCAUAAAGGAACUAAUAUUGGUGUCGUCGAUCCAUGGGAUAUCAAAUUCGGAAGCAGAAAGUACUUCAGAUAUGUUGGAUCUCUUACAGUUCCCCCUUGCACAGAAGGUGUUCUUUGGACAAUCUUAAAGAAGGUAAGGACGGUGUCACAAGAGCAGAUGAGAGCCCUUAGGGAUGCUGUCCACGAUGGGUUCGAAGACAAUGCAAGGCCAAUACAGCGCAAUUCAGGCACAAUGCCAGUGUACAUGUAUCGUCCCGGAGGCGAUUAAACGCCAAAGGAUGUUGCAACAACAAUGCACAAAUUAACGUAUGAACUCUUCUAAAUAUUGAUGUCCGAAAGAAUACACAGUGAGAUUAUCCGACAUUUGCUGCUUGUAAUAUUUGUCUGCAAAUUAAUGGUUGAAUUAUGGUAACAAAAUUCAGUGAUAAAUUUCGCAAUCACAAAUGCCAGUAUUAAUAUAAAUUUAUACUAACAAUAUCAAAUCGUCAAUUUUACUUAUGUGAAUUUCGCCAUUUUUUGUUUACAGUUUUUCGGAAAUAAAGUUUAUUGUUGGUCCCAAAAUUAGUGAGAAUGAUCACAUUUGAUCCAUCUAAAAUUUUUAUUUUUGUUAUUGAAUAAAUUUGAUUUCACAGCAAACUCUCUCUAGUUGGGCUCUCGAGUUUAUUUCAUAAAAUCUAGACCCGAGCAGAAUUGAAAUAGGUUGAACUUGCCCAUGGGCAUUAAUGAAGGAAUUGCAGGUUUGAAUGUCCGAAGACGACCGACGACGACGAUUAAUAACUGCAAAUUAAAACACCUCCCAAUUCAUCAACGGUUCAUACACCAACGCCACCCCACCCCUUCCAUAAGAGCCUCGAAAUUCUUCGCAGGGAAUAAUUUCCCGACAGCGACGUCUCCUCAUCAGAUCUGAGUGUCUAUUACUUACUUACUUAGGGUUUUAUUUCCACCACAAAUUGCAGGCAGUACUACUGCAGCUGCCGGAAUCCCCCGCCAUUUAAUUUCCCAAGCACUUAUUCUGUCUUCCUCGCUCUUUCCAAAUCCUAACAGCCAUUGUAUAUACAUGUAUAUGUAUCUAUAUAUACCUCGUUUCUGUAGCAUCCCUCCCAAUCUACAAUACUAACAACAAUAAUAAUAUACCGUUGGUUCAUUAAGACAGCAAUGGCUACUUUUCGUCUAUGUCUGAAUCUGCUCCUUGCCUCUCUGCUUUUGCACCAAUUGCUUUCCACCGUUGCUCACACC